Messenger RNA from Rattus rattus (black rat), 5015 nucleotides. It is a transcript of the gene Susd6, whose product is annotated as sushi domain containing 6. Lineage: Eukaryota; Metazoa; Chordata; Mammalia; Rodentia; Muridae. The transcript is spliced from 6 exons. The record is from RefSeq and is a predicted model, not a curated record. Bases 351 to 1262 code for a protein of 303 amino acids.
AACAUUCCAGUACCUGGGAAUCAGGGUCUUCUGGGUCAGGCCCUUUUGAAUCAAGAGAGGAAAGCUCAGCAUGGCAUGCAUGGCCCCACUACUUCAGCAAGACUGACUUUCUCCACAGGAGUGGAGGCAUCUGGGCAAGUGGACCAAGUGAUGUGUGCCUGAUCUACCUAGUGAAUAGGGUGCCUGCUAGUUCUUGUUGCUCGACCAGUUGCUACUUUUCAAGCAUUGAGAUAGUUUUGAAGGUGAAGCUACUCCUCGCUGGCUUUAGGAUUCUUCUGGAUUUUAAAGUCGUUCUUUAAAAAAAGAAAAAAAAAAAAAACAAAUAAGUAAAAACCUCGGACGGAUAAAAGAUGUGCCAUGGCAGGAUAGCACCAAAGAGCAGCUCAGAGUUUGUUGUGACUUCCGUCGGCCAUGGAGUGCUUCUUCAACUGGUGAUCCUUUGCAGUCUGCUGGGAGACGGAUUAGCCUCCGUGUGCCCUCUGCCGCCAGAGCCAGAGAAUGGUGGCUACAUUUGUCACCCCCGACCCUGCAAAGAUCCUUUGACAUCAGGCAGUGUCAUCGAGUACCUGUGUGCAGAAGGCUACAUGUUGAAGGGUGACUACAAAUACCUGACCUGCAAAAAUGGCGAGUGGAAGCCAGCCAUGGAGGUUAGCUGUCAUCUCAAUGAAGACAAAGAAACCCAUGCAUCACUUGGGGUCCCUGCGCUGUCCAUAGUGGCUUCCACUGCCAGCUCUGUGGCACUCAUUCUUCUCCUCGUGGUGCUGUUUGUACUACUGCAGCCAAAGCUGAAGUCUUUCCAUCACAGCAGGCGUGAACAGGGGAUUUCUGGGGACCAAGUCUCCAUCAUGGUGGAUGGGGUCCAGGUUGCACUACCCUCAUAUGAGGAGGCUGUGUAUGGAAGUUCUGGUCACUGCAUGCCACCGGCUGACCCCAGAGUACAGAUCGUUCUGUCGGAAGGGUCUGCACCUAGUGGGAGGAAUAUGCCGAGGGAGCAGCAGCUGCAAGGCCAGGCGGCCUGCUCCUCUGCAGGUGGAGAAGAUGAGGCCCCGGGCCAUUCUGGGCUGUGUGAAGCCUGGGGUUCCCAAGGCUCAGAGACUGUGAUGGUGCACCAGGCAACCACAUCUUCCUGGGUGGCCGGCUCAGGGAGCAGCCGGCAGACACACAAAGACACUGCAGAUUCAGAGAACAGUGACAUACAAAGCCUUUUAUCCCUCACAUCAGAGGAGUACACAGAUGAUAUCCCACUGUUGAAAGAAGCAUGAGGGCUGCCACUGGCCUCUCUCCUCUCUGCCCGUCCUCUCUCUUCCUGUGGGUUUGAGUACCAUGUCCUCUCCAGCUGCCCCACCUGGAUACCUGAGCUGCCACCUGUGUAUCUCCGCGUACCUGAGAGCCUGCAGGCCACCUCGCUGGAGACUCAAGGAAGAUUCUCACCAUCUGCCCACUGGACAGCUGGAGGACCUGGCUCUUUGCCUGGCCCAGCCUUCCCAUCUGUCAGGGACAUGUCUGAAUGUGCUGGAUUGAACCCUCCCUUUCCCUCAGCCUCUGGGUCCCUUCCAGCCAGCUCUUGGUGGCAGCCCCACGUCACGAGGGCCUGAGCACUGCUGUGUUUACUUGUGCCUUCCCCCACCCUGUCCAGGUUCCCUGUUGUGCAGGUGGGUUGCUGUCCACAGGCCUUAGUGGCUAUGCCACCUGUACCCAGGGGCUAGACCUGAGGUUGCAGAAACAGACUGAAGAGUAGUAAGGCACUCAAAGCAGGAGUAGCUCAUGUUGGGUCCAGAUGUGGGUCCCUGAGCUUGCCCUGUGUGUUGACACUGAUGGCAUCUUCCUUAACUGAGCAUAGGUUUGGGAAGUCAUGCCAAAGCCACCCAGCACUCAGCUGACCAGCUCUGUGCAGGCUCCUGGCUCUUUUGAGAGUUUCCAAGAAGCACCCAGAAGACCUGUGGGAGGGAAGAAGGGUGUCAGAUAAUGAUUGUCUUCCUAAUAUGCGAGUUCUCACUUCCUGCUUCCAGCACUGGCUGCCUUGGCCCUUGGUCUCUGUUCCUGGAUAAGGGAGUCGCAUGCUGUUUCCUGGACCUUGUCCUAGGUAGCUCUGGCUUCCUUGCAGCCCCCAGCAUUCUGAGGUUUGCUGAGAUACCCACAAAAGCUCACCGGGCUUUUGGCAGUCUGGGCAAGCUGCCCAUUUUUAGGUUUGUGGUGAUGGAGGACAGGCUGAGAUGUAUAGGCCAAGUCCCUGGUGGCUGCAGGCAGCUCCGGCCAGGUCCUGAGGAUCCUCUUUACCACAGUCAUGUGCCUUAGUAACUAUGCCCAGGAAGUGGCCUGCUGUGCCACUGCUCCUGCUCUGUCCUCCUCCCUGCCUGUCCGUGUCAUUGCCCACAAGCCACUCUUUAUCUUCCCUGCCAGCUGAUAGACAUUGUUGGCUACUAGAAACCUGAGAUGUGCUGGUCUAGAAGAAAUGUUCCAGCCAUUUUGCUGGGGCCUCCUGUGGCCCUGUACUGAAUGCUGACAAGUCUGGGUAACAGAGCCCCACCAGGCUUCUACCAUCCUGAGAACACAGAUGUGGCAUUAAGGAACGUGUGCUUUUUCUUCUCUUCUUCCUCCUCUUCUUCCUCUUCCUUUUCCUCCUCCUCCUCCUCCUCAAGCCUUGGGGCUGGGAAACUUCAGAGCCAAUCUUGGACUGCACCUAUGAUGAGCCUCUCUGGGGUGGUAAAAGUAAUAAAAGCCCAGAGUAUUUAUAGUUCCUGACACAGCAGGGUUAGCUCCAGGCAUCAGUGGCCUCAAAAAUAGGGGAAUAACUUCUCCUAGCCCACUGCCCACUGCCUCCAUUCACAAUGCACUUUAGUCCUGUCAUGCCUGGCUUCCUGCCACCCUCAUCUCCUCUCAGGGUAAGGGCAGUGCCUGCUGCCCCUGCUGGCCACUCCCACACUUACCCAGGAGGCCAGUCCAUUGUGCCCAGUGUUCAGGCAAGUAUGGUUGGUUGAGGAAUGGGCUGGAGAAGGUGCUCAAACACACCUAGCAGAUGACUAAAACACACCUAGCUGUUCCUGUCAUGGUCUUACCUAGGGCUGGGUUCCAAGGCCCCAAGCCAUCUCACCAAGGCUCUUCUUCAGCUUCAGUGGUAUCCAGCCUCUUCAAGGGAAAACUGAGCAAGGAGCAGGGGUCUUCUGAAUGGGUCUUCCCUUUUUGCUUACUGCUCUUCUAAAAUCUGAAUUCUGUUCUCGGAGUUUCAAAAUGGAAGAUACUUCCCUUUCUGUCUUUACUCUGGGCUGGUACCCCUGACAGAUUGCACUUUUCCUUUUGGACUUGUUUAGCCUUGUAGGUGACUGGGCUGGGCCUUGGGUAAAAGACCCUCCUGGUGCCUCUCAGCAUCCAUUAGCCUGCUCUGGGGACUCAGGCCCAGGCUUGCCCAACUGAAAGUUAAAGGCCAUCCAUGGUCCCCAUCCUCUUGUCACUGGCUUUUAGAAGGUCUUUUCUUGAGGUUUCCCACCUACUACUGUUGCUGGCAUCUGUGACUUCUUCCUACAUUGUUUCUUCUAAAGCAAUUUCUUAACUAACCAUCAUCAUGUGCUGUGGUUUCUGGGGCAUCUGGACUUUGUCCAUUACAGAAGGACUGGGGGACUUAAUUGCCUUGAAGUGGAGCCUGACUAGAAACAGGGUCAGUGGUAGAUGGCAGACUCUUGGGCAGGAAGAAGCUUAGAGCAAGUGGGAAAAACUAACUACCCAGCCUACUUUACUGGGCUCACCUCCGGGGCAUCCCGAGACUUGUCCAAAAGAGGCAGUCAGCACCAAAGGACUUUUACACAGGGUUUUUUGGUUUGGGAGAUGUUUUUGCUUUUUCAUACUUAAACUGACUCGAUGCAGGUUUUAUAUCCUGGUGACUUGCUGUCACAUUCUAUCAGUUUUCAAGGGCCAGAAUGAUGAAAUAAAUAAAUAGAAAAUUCCGUCCUUCCAUGCCUUAGUUUAACAGGUAGGCCCAGUUCUGUGUUUUGUGUGUUUCGCUGUGCAAGAACUGUGAAAUGGGCAGACGACUUUGUGGGUUUGUUUGGUUUUUAUAAGGCAUUUCAAUGUACAUUCUACAAGCACUCCGUUUGCAAAGAGAACUUAAAGUCACUGUCUUCCCCAUUCAUCUUGCCCUCCUCCCUGCACCCCCAGCUUUACAGCUCUGUAAAGAAGCCAGGCUACAAGACAGACAAAGGUAUACUUUUCCUGCUUUGAGAGUGGCCAAGUGGGGAUAGAUAGCAGUUGGCCUUUUCCUCCCAAUCCCAUCAGAGCUCUUGAAUCACUUGGCUUCCUGCAUAACAGUAUCUCCUCUGUCCUGAGGAACAUUCUAGCAUAGGAAAUGGGAUAUGCUGCAGACAUUUCUAGAUCCUCCCUCCCUCCCCCUCCUUAGAGAGCAGAGAGGCUAGAAAGGACACAUGCAUGCCUACUAAAUAGCCUAAUCCAGGUAUGCGGGUGCCUGACAGGACAGCCAGAGCCUCCUCUGUGGGGCCUUAGAGAAUAUGUUACUUGGCAUGUGUUUAGGCUGAGUGGUGAGGUAGAUGGUUUCCUGGGAAGCCAAAGGUAGCAGGCCAGCUUUUCUAAGAUGUGACUUAAUACUUGGCUGAAAACCUAGUCGUUUUGAACAAAGCACCCCCACACACACACACACACGCACCCUACCCUGUCCUCUCCCAGUAGCAGAGCUCACCGUGGGGAAUGCGGAGUAGGGAGAGGAAGUAGUUGAGGGUUGCAUGGCUGUAUCCACACUGGCCUGGCUUCUUGAGGCUGUGCACCACUAUGGGAUCCUUUGCAGAAUGGUACUCAUGUCAUGGUUUAAAACAACACAUGCUUAAUUGACUGUGCAGGAUGUCAAUCUGGGUUUGCUUUAUUUUAUUUUAUAUAUAUAUUUUUUGGUAUCCUGUACAUUGCAGUGGGUAUGAAGAUAGUAUUUUAAUAUUUGUACAAAGUUUAAUUUAAUUUUAAUUGUUCUAUGUAUAUAACUGCAUUUCUAAAUAAUAAUAAAAAUUCUUAUGAAGGCA